AUGCAGCAAGAAGCGCGCAACACUGAAGGACGCAGCCUAUGGCGGACUGGUUCCUCACUACGCCACCAAACAGUCCGUUUUGUGAGCGCUCAGGACAUUGACCGGGAGAGUGAAACGCAACCCUCCCCAAGCACAAUCGAGAUAAGCGCACACGAAGAGAGUCUGGAAACACGGAAGACCCAGAAUUGUGAUCAAGCAACGGCUACGUCUCUGUCAGAACGCAAGCCGGAUACCGAGGACUCGCCCCUCUGUGUUGAGUUACUUGACGAAUUCGAAUCCACAGCGAUAUCAGAUUCAAUGAAACAUCUCUCCAAGAAGUCUCAAGACGAUUCGAGUGAAGAUGAGGUUGUGUUUCGUGGCAGGAGACACCAAUAUGGGGAAGGCAGAUCACGCCCGUCGGAUAUCCGUACGCAGAAAGUUAUUGCCGGUAGUCAGCAACCAAGAGCAUCCGAGCACAGCAAAUUGGAUUUUCUUUCCUCAAAUUCUGAGCCCAAAUCAUUGCCCGCUCCCAAGCCUCCACAGACAGAAACAUGCCCACAAGAAAUGGACGAUAGCCCAAAUUACUUCUCGCUUACCAGCGAUAAGCGGCGGCGCAAAAAAUGGAAAAGAGACGAUGAUGACAUACUCGCCGACUACAUAGAUAAUAUUGACACCGAGUACUUGAUACCGGGGAUACUGGGCAACUCUCCGCACUCUGUUGAAGCUCAAGAGCCAGACAAUGCCGACAAGGUGAUAUCAACGUCCGCUACGGGCCUGAACUCCGCAGCUGAGAAGAAACUGCAGCAAAGCGAGGCUUCCGCUCAACGCCAUAACCCGACACUGAGCGAUGAGCAAGAGUGCGGCGAAAAUGAGGUUUCCGAGUGUCACUGCAAUCAUUUGGACGAAGAAAUCAGUCAAGAGGUAUCCGUUAACCGAAUUUCUCAUACGGAUAGCGCCUCGACCUCUUCGUCAGACGGUUCGGACACAGAGGACAUAGAAGAAGACAAAUCUGAGGUAAGAGACCUAACCAUUCCACUUCUGCUAGACAUCCACCCCCCGAAAAUUGAACCAUCCCGAAAUAUCAUUACUGAAUUCAAGCAGGACCUGCACGCGGACGGUAACAGCUUCUUUGCGUCUGCGACGGCUUUUGCUGAUGCAUUGGAAUUUGAUCCCUACUAUGGAUUCGAUAUUAUGGACUUCAACCGACCAAGUGUGAAAAAGAAGUCUAAAGGAAAGGGCCGGUCCUUGGACAUUAGUCUAUCAGACAGUGAACUUGAGUCCGAGUUGAUAAAUGCCUGGCAAAACGACAGGGCAAAGAAAAAGGCUAGAAAGCAAAAACGCGAAGAGCUGCGCUCCCAGGGCCUAUUAGGCCGGGGCCGCCAAAACCCGUCCUUGAAAGACAAAUAUUCCAAUGGAAUAGGCACCGAGGACCUGAGAAGCGAAAUUCGACAUUUCCUCCUCUCACCAAGGAAUAGCUUGGCUUUGCCUCCCAUGUCGAAGCAACACCGCAAACUGGUCCACGAGCUGGCCAAUGUCUUGUCUAUGAAAUCGCAAUCUCGAGGCAAGGGGUCUUCGAGGUUUCCCAUCGUAAACAAGACCUCACGGACUCCUGCAUAUUCAUCCAAAACAAUAUCUCAAAUGGAACGUAUAUUAUCAAAUGGGCGUGGGCAACGCGGGCUCAAAUCCCGCGACUCGAAGCCGAGCAAGCCUAGCAAGUCGCGCCGCGGGCGAACCGACGCAACUGUUUCCUACAUGGAUGGUGAUGUCGUCGGAGGAUCGGCACCUGAAAUCGGUGCCGAGAAUAAGGGCAGGGCUAUGCUUGAGAAAAUGGGAUGGAGCAUUGGCACUCCUCUUGGUUCUAUGAAUAACAAAGGUAUUCUUCAACCUGUUGCACAUAUUGUGAAGAACUCGAGGGCUGGGUUAGGAUAA
This is a messenger RNA of Aspergillus piperis CBS 112811, 1908 nucleotides long. Its product is annotated as putative R3H and G-patch domain protein. Gene Ontology annotation, molecular function: nucleic acid binding. The transcript has 3 exons. Lineage: Eukaryota; Fungi; Ascomycota; Eurotiomycetes; Eurotiales; Aspergillaceae. The record is from RefSeq and is a predicted model, not a curated record. The coding region runs from base 1 to 1908 and encodes 635 amino acids.